Molecule: messenger RNA, 1146 nt
Organism: Penicillium verhagenii
Lineage: Eukaryota; Fungi; Ascomycota; Eurotiomycetes; Eurotiales; Aspergillaceae
Exons: 1
Coding region: 1-1146 (381 amino acids)
Source: RefSeq, a predicted model, not a curated record
AUGGUCUGGUUCCCGCUCCAAGUCGACGAUGAAGCUGUCACCUGGAGCUUCGACAUCGUCGGUUUGCUAGCCGUGGUCGGAGGUUCCUCGAUUGAAAAGCAUGCCCAAUACAUUACUGCCUCUCAUCUUGCUGGUCUUCCCCGUCUCUUACCUGCCCCGGAAACAAUGCUGGAUACCGACCGGCCAGAGCGACUACCCUCCGUCAAGGAUGUGACCGUUGUAGGCGUUCACUCCGGCAACCAAUUCCAGGAGCUCAACUUCUUCGCGGAUGUGAUCCACCGUAUCGGAGAGUUGAAGUCUUUCCGCUUCCAAUCCUACCGAAUCACCUACCAGAAGAAAGAUGUCGAGGAUAACGGGGGGAUUCUCAGCCAGGGCGCUCCCCCAGGCAAAGCCGUCAUCCCACUACACACAUGGACAUCACUGAACUUGUUGACACUUAUAUCGUUCCUGAUUACAAUUGCGCUAUUUGUGUGGGCCGGUGUGCAGCAUGAUGCUGUCGCUUUCCUCGGUCUCGGAACCAUGUCCAUCUCCACUGCGACAGCUUGCCUGUCCGCACAAUGGCGCCCGAUUCUCUCAGUUCGACACGCCAAGGGUGUCGUGCCCCCCGGUGACGUAGUCAUCCGUACACGAUCCGGAGCGUUCAUUGCUAUCGAAUGCAGUGAGGAGAUUGCCCGCGAGCUGUACGCCGGAACAGAAGAGUGUUCCUACGUCUACAACGGACGUGUUCACCAAGCUCUUCUCGCGACCAGCACGGUACUUCUGAUGGCUUCCAUUAUUUUCUUCAGUAACUGCGGUUGGAAGAUUCAGAUUGCCGUCGGACUUGCCUAUAUCAUCCUCAACCUCGCAUACUGGACCUUGGCGUUGUUGACGGACCCACAGGAUCUUUGGGAUAUUAAGAGUCGAUACAAUGUGGAGGUAUUGAAGGAUGAACCAAGCGCAAACUAUACCCUGGCAAUGUGGAAGGCUAUCCAAACCACUCAGAGCGUUCGCUGGAUCAAGAAGGGUGGAUUUGCGCCGGCAACCAAAAAUUGGAACAAGUGGUUGAAAGAGGCAAAGGAUAACUGCGCCAAUGAAAACUGGAAUCCUGAAGAGGCGCGUGAUCGGUGGAUGCAGGUUAAGUUUGACACGGAUGAGAAGGAGGACUAA